Messenger RNA from Aureobasidium subglaciale EXF-2481, 1434 nucleotides. RefSeq lists its product as uncharacterized. The record is from RefSeq and is a predicted model, not a curated record. Gene Ontology annotation, molecular function: transmembrane transporter activity. The transcript has 2 exons. Lineage: Eukaryota; Fungi; Ascomycota; Dothideomycetes; Dothideales; Saccotheciaceae. Gene Ontology annotation, biological process: transmembrane transport. Bases 1 to 1434 code for a protein of 477 amino acids.
AUGCAGAUUGUCUCACCAGAGAAGGAUGUCAGCAGCAAAAUUGUCACUUGGGACAGCGAGAACGACCCGAAGAAACCAAUCAACAUGUCUGAGACGCGCAAAUGGUUAAUCGUCAUUUCCACUGGCUUGAUGACCUUCUGUGUCUCGUUUGCUAGCUCAGUGUUCUCAACUACAACAUUCGUGACGGCCGAGUUGUUCGGUGUCAGUAGCGAGGUUAUGAUCUUGGGUCUAUCAUUAUACGUCUUGGGUUUUGCUUUUGGACCUCUGAUCUGGGGACCACUUUCAGAAGCUUAUGGUCGCACACGACCCCUCUUCGCUGGCAUGAUCAUCUUCUGUAUCUUCCAAGUCCCUGUCGCCGUUGCUCAAAACCUGCAGACGAUCUUCAUCUGUAGAUUCCUCGGCGGUGUCGCUGGAUCCGCUCCUUUGGCCAUCAUCGGUGGAAUGUAUGUCGACUUUAUGGAGCCAAUCAACCGCGGGGUAGCCACUAGUGUUUUUGCCGGUGCGGUCUUCGCUGGACCCGUCGCCGGGCCCGUGGUCGGAAGUUUUAUCACCUACAGCUACCUAGGAUGGAGAUGGACUGCCUGGAUCACAUUAAUCAUGUCCGCUUUCUUCACCAUCAUCGCCUAUCUAUUGACCCCAGAGACUUAUGAACCAAUUCUACUGUCCUGGAAGGCCGAGAAACUUCGCCAUGAGACCAAAGACUGGGCUUUACACUCCAAGAGCGAAGAAGAUCCUCUCAACUACGAUACUAUUGUCAACAAAUAUCUUAUGAAGCCGCUCGUGAUGAUUGUCAGGGAACCCAUCCUCAUCAUUCUCACGAUCUACAUGAGUCUGGUGUAUGGCAUCCUGUACUUGACGUUCGAAGCCUACCCCAUCAGCUUCGAGAUGGACCGCGGCUGGUCUCCCGGUCUUGCGUCUCUACCUUUCAUUGCAAUCUUCAUUGGUGUCGUACUUGCUUGCGCCAUCAUCGGAGGCUUCUCCAAGACAUGGUACGCCAAGCGUCUCAUCGCGUCCGAAAAGCUCAAUCCUGAGGAUCGACUUCCACCCAUGAUUGCUGGGUCUAUCAUUCUUCCGAUCGGACUUUUCUGGUUUGCUUGGAGCUCUCACCCAGACACUCACUGGGUGUCUCAGGUGGUAUCUGGCAUUUUCAUCGGUCUCGGUAUUAUUCUGAUCUUUAUGAGUGGUGUCACAUACAUGGUUGAUGUGUACCUGCUCAAUGCCAACAGCGCCAUCGCUGUGAACACGUUUGUCCGCUCUGCAGUAGCUGCCGGAUUCCCCAUGUUUGCCACCUACAUGUAUCAGGGACUCGGUGUUGACCGGGCAACUUCGUUAUUGGCAUUUGUCUGCAUUGCGCUCAUUCCCUUCCCCCUGGUUUUCUGGUUCUACGGCAAGAAGAUCAGAACCUUGAGCAAGUUUGCGUUCAACCUCGGCUAG